Molecule: messenger RNA, 558 nt
Organism: Rhizopus microsporus ATCC 52813
Lineage: Eukaryota; Fungi; Mucoromycota; Mucoromycetes; Mucorales; Rhizopodaceae
Exons: 4
Coding region: 1-558 (185 amino acids)
Source: RefSeq, a predicted model, not a curated record
AUGUCAAAUAACCAGUCAAGGAUCUAUACUCUACGUUUUAUCGAUUGCAAUUCAAUGAUACAUGAAGACUUUUUAUCUCAGCAAAAGCUAGGUGAUCAAAAACAACAGGACGUCCAAGAAGCAGAAGAUUCAAUCCCUACCAGAAGAAAACGUGCCAGAUACCCCAGAAGAAAAAAGGGAAAAGACGCAGCUAGAAGAGCUAGAAGAAGAGUUGACCCGGAAAAUCUUGUGUUUACAAGAACUACUUCAAAGAGAUUUGAGCGCAUACCAACGUUAUACCGUUGGCAAAAUUCAUUUCCAACGACGCUCAUCGUGAUCCUGUCCAAGGCAAAAUAUAUGCCUACCACAAUUGCCGUUGCUUCCACUCCGACUUCGGGUGUGGCUAUAGGCUUUCUAGUCGCGCAUCGUGAUACACAAAUGUCAGAUUAUGGUCAUACAGAAGCACAAAUCAUUGAGCUCAUCCAGCGCUACACCGCACAGGCCGGUAGAGACAAAUCAACAGAGGAUGCCUUACCAAGUGUAAUCCUCGAUGAUCUGGAAGAGUCUUCCAGCAAGUAG